Molecule: messenger RNA, 2300 nt
Organism: Mytilus trossulus (common blue mussel)
Lineage: Eukaryota; Metazoa; Mollusca; Bivalvia; Mytilida; Mytilidae
Exons: 9
Coding region: 42-2300 (752 amino acids)
Source: RefSeq, a predicted model, not a curated record
ACCUGAACAGGUGCUUGAAAAACUGACCACCGCAUGAUAAAAUGGCCUUUGAUUGCACUGAAACAGACAUUAAAAGAAUGCUUCUACUCGUUGGAAUAAUCUUUAUCACAAUGGACAUCACAUCCUGCAAACUUUCAAAGAAAAAAGAAAAUAAUGUUCAAAUUUUCUUGGAAGAUGAAUUGAAGGAAGCAGAAACUAAAGGCAGUAAAUGUUCUCUGAAGAAGAUAAAUGUGAAAAGUGUUAACCAAAUUAGAUGGACUAGAACAGCUAAGGAGGUGAUUCCUUGUGCUAUCAAGCUUCUUACAGACAACAAGAAUGAUGGAUUUCUAUGGUCAGUACUUGGCACUUUGUAUGAUAAUGCAGAUAAGUCAACAGAUGCAAACUUUUGUUUCAAACAAGCAGCCAGAAUAACAGGAAAGAUAACUCCGUUUAUCAAACAAUGGAACUAUUUGGGUCCUUUUGUCAUAGGAAAGACGGAAUUUGAUGGCGACCCUUUAGAGGCAUUUGGGGGAAUCUACAAUGUAUCAAAGUAUAGGGAACACAAAAAUCAAAAGUUUUACUCAGAAUUUUCUCCGGGAGGGGAAAUUACAUGGCAGGUAUAUAACCAAAGACAGCCAAAAGAUGUGAUGAAAAUUGCCCCAACCGUGAACUGGAAUGAAUUAAUCAAUACAUUAAGCUCUAUGGGAAUCACAGAAUGGCAAGGAUGGGUUGUAGGAGAAUUUUCUCUGAAUGACGACAAACAAAAUGUUGCUUUACAAUGUCUUGGCCAUCACACCAUAUAUGUUGAUGGGAUACCAGUCACGGGAGAUGUUUACCAUAGGAACCAGUUUUUCUUCGGCCUUCAACUCAAUAGAGGUUUACAUACAAUUUAUGUCAGACUAAGAGGAAAAGUUGGUGCUAAUUUGAUGUGUAGCCUACAGAUUAAACAAGUCCCUUUUGAAAUUUUGAAUCCUCAUUAUCUACCAGAUAUUGUUGAUGGGCAUGUAUUUGGUAAACAUAUAGCUAUACCAGUUGCCAACUACCAUUUUUCAAAGUGGAUAAAAAUAUCAAAGAUUAAACUAGUUGACCAAUCAGAUGGCAAUGAUAUGAACUUUGAACUGUUGAACCAAGUUCAUAUAGCACCAGGUCAGAUUUUACCUAUAAAUAUUGUUUUCGAAUCGUCAGAGAUAUUGCCAUGUGAAAAUAUACAAUUAAAACUAAAAUUAAUGACUUCAGAAGGAAAUAAAGAUUUUCUAGUGAAUUUGAGGUGUAGAAAAUUAAAAGAAUCCUUUCUGUUUACGUUCCUGGAUCACGAUGGUUCUGUUCAGCAUGCUGCCGCUAUAUAUCCACUGAGUGACUGUAUGGGAGAAUCUUGUCCUGUUGUGUUGACUCUACAUGGAACAACUGUACCACCACAGAACCAGGCAGAUAGCUAUAAAUACAUGGUUGAUAAAGAGUUUGUGUAUGGGGUUAACGGUGCAUGGUUGUUGGCUCCUACAAGGCAUGGCGCUCAUAAUUGGGAAGGUCCAGGAGUACUGACCGCUAUGACGGCUUUAGACACGCUCUCCAAACUCACAGAGGAGUAUUCUUGGUUAACAAUGAAAGCUGAUCAAGAAAGAGUUAUUUUUGCAGGUCAUUCCAUGGGAGGUCAUGGUGCACUUAACUUAGCUACACAUUAUCCAGACAGAGCAUUAGCACUCAUCUCUCUUGCUGGUUGGAUAAAAAAAGAAGAAUAUGGGGAUAGUAACCUGUUCUUUAGACAUGACAUAGCUGCAAGCCAUGUAGACCCAGGUGUCAAGUUUAUCAUGGAAUCCUCUAUCACAGAAAAUGAUGUUGAUAGACAUGUUUCUAACUUGAAGCAUGUUCCUGUGUUGAUCAGAACAGGUGCUGCUGACAAGACAGUACCUCCAUUCUACCUUAGAAGGAUGUAUCGACUAUUAAGGGAGAUAGGGGCUAUGGUUAAUUAUACAGAACCAGAAGGAAAGGAGCAUUGGUGGUGGGAUACUAAAGAGACAAAUGAUGGAGGAGUAGUAAAUGACAAGUACAUCAGAGAUUUCACAGCUAAAGCUCUGGAACAGAAGUUAGGUUACUGUCAUGACGAUAACUGUAAACAAGCCAGUGAUAAUAAAUACAGGAAACAAGAUGGCAGUUUUACUUACACAUGUGUGAAUCCAGCGUUCGGAGAAGGUCUGCAAGGAUUUCAAAUCAUUCAGCAAGUUACACCUUUCAGACUCAGUCAGAUAAAGAUUGUGUGUACAUAUGGUAAUGUGACCUGCAAUAAUAUAACAACAAGUUUGAAUUUAUUUUUCAGGGUUCCUUGA